AUGGAUACCGCAGUCUUGUUAAGAAAACUACCACCAAAGCUGAAAGAUCCCGGUAGUUUUACUACUCCUUGCAGGAUUGGUGACCAUCUUUUUUAUCGUGCAUUGCUGGAUCUAGGAGUUGGUGUCAAUUUGUUACCAUACAAUGUGUAUGAGAUGCUGGGUUUGGGGGAGCUUCAACCGACUUCAAUCACCUUACAAUUGGUAGACAGAAGCAUCAAAAGACCAAAAGGUAUACCGAAAGAUGUCUUGAUAAAGGUAGAUCAAUUUAUUUUACCUGCUGAGUUCAUUGUGUUAGAUAUGGAAGAAUGCCCUAUGCCAUUGCCUUUGCCUAUUAUCUUAGGAAGACCCUUUAUGAGAAUAGCUGAUAACAAAAAUUUGUGUGAAAAAGGGUGCUGUCAGUAUGGAGGUGUUGUUGAGAAAGUUCUUCAGGUCCAUCAUAUUGACCCAUUGGAGGCCACCCUCACUUAUAGUAUCACACAACAAGACAUUAAGCCAGACUUUGAAGAUGUUACUGAUGGCAUCAUUGAAGCCGUGCACCUUCUUGAGUCCUCUCCACAACAUCCAAGUAAGUAUCCCGCUCCCUUUGAAACUCUUGUGCCUACUAACACUACUUUUUUCCCUUCUAUUGUCAAGGCACCAAAAUUGGAAUUGAAGCAGUUGCUAGAAAAUCUAACAUAUGCUUACUUGGGAGAGAACCAGACCCUACCGGUGACAGUUGCUGCAAACUUAAGUUUGGGGGAAGAGGAGAAGCUAUUGAGAGUUCUUAGAAAGCACAAAACUACAUUAGGAUGGACUAUUGCCGACAUCAAGGAAAUAAGUCCGGCCAAGUGCAUGCAUCAAAUGGGUAAGUCCAGUUCAGGUAGUGCCAAAGAAGAGUGGAAUCAUAGUGGUGAAGAAUGA
This is a messenger RNA of Corylus avellana, 900 nucleotides long. RefSeq lists its product as uncharacterized. The record is from RefSeq and is a predicted model, not a curated record. Lineage: Eukaryota; Viridiplantae; Streptophyta; Magnoliopsida; Fagales; Betulaceae.